Fonticula alba is the source of this 978-nucleotide messenger RNA. RefSeq lists its product as hypothetical. Gene Ontology annotation, cellular component: cytoplasm; plasma membrane. The record is from RefSeq and is a predicted model, not a curated record. The transcript is spliced from 6 exons. The coding region runs from base 1 to 978 and encodes 325 amino acids. Lineage: Eukaryota; Rotosphaerida; Fonticulaceae.
AUGGUAGCGGCCCUCCCGCCGGCCACGCAUACCUUGCACUUGCUCGCGCCGCCUGGCGACUGGGGCUCGGCGAGCGGAUCCUUGGUCGGGAUCGUCUCCGGGGUGUCGGCGUAUGCCAUCGUUCCUCCCCGGAGCGCAUCUCAGGGGCGAAGUCCGACCACCGGCCCCCGGUCCGGCCAACGUGCCAACCAGCCGGGACACGUUCAGUCAACCAGGCUGGCCGAUGUAUGCAGGCGCAUGCGCCCGCAAGUCGCCGCCAUCGAGGAGCGCUAUGCCAAGGAGCUUGAGCGCUUGGCCAAGUCCAACCUCGGCGAGGCCGAGGAGGGCACCAUGAAGACCGCUUGGAAUCAGGUGAAGUUCGACGCGGAGAACACCGCACGCGCGCAUGCCAAGCUGGCACUGGCUCUCAACAAUGAGAUCCUCGGUAGCGGCGAUCCCGAGCCGGUGGUGGAGGCCAACCGUCUGUUGCGCGACUACGAGUCGGCCGUCGGCCGCGAUCGCAAGCGCAUUGCCGCCGCCGACCAGGAAGUGGAGAAGACUCGCAAGACCUACAUCAGCCGCAUGACCGACGCCGAGCGGGCUGGCCCCUCGUCUGGGGCCUCUUCCAGCCGGGCCAGCCUGUACGGGGCCCCGGUCAGCCAGUCGUCCGAGCGCAAGAAGGCCACCCUGGCGGCCAAUGAAUACCGCCGGACGGUGGACGAAGCCAACGAGGCGCGCCGUGCCUGGGGCGACACCGUCAACCUCGCCAGUCUGGAGUACCAAAACCUGGAAAUCCGCCGGAUCAACUACCUGAAGCAGCUUCUCGACAGCUACCUGGACACGCUGCAGGCUUCGCGCCAGUCCCUGGAAGAGUCUUCCUCGAUGGUGCGCAACAGCAUCCAGGCCGUUUCGACCGACGUGGACAUCGAGAUGUUCGUCAAGAGCCGGGGAACGGGUCCUCACCGCCCGAAGCCCGUGGAAUUCCAUCCCUUCAAGUGA